Molecule: messenger RNA, 4163 nt
Organism: Colletotrichum destructivum
Lineage: Eukaryota; Fungi; Ascomycota; Sordariomycetes; Glomerellales; Glomerellaceae
Product: Putative small GTP-binding protein
Exons: 4
Coding region: 423-3656 (1077 amino acids)
Biological process (GO): translational initiation
Cellular component (GO): mitochondrion; cytoplasm
Molecular function (GO): GTP binding; GTPase activity; translation initiation factor activity
Source: RefSeq, a predicted model, not a curated record
CAUCCGUUUAUGCAAUGGAAUGCGCCUCUCUUGCCCCGCAGCGAACCUGUGCAUUCCCAUUUUCCCUGUUCGAGAUUUCGAACACUACGGUAUCCUACGGUCGUAGCCUUCCUUCUUUUACUCAAAAAAAAUACAGAGAGGUGCUGCAUCGUCCGUAUUAUGUCGUGUUGGCCCCGACAAAAUUGCACUCAGGACUCGGUUUUCUCGCCAUCCAAUCUCUUACGUCGUUGAAGAGCCUUCAGUGUGCUUCUCUUCUCGAACCACCAAUAGCCCCGACCCCACCCAUCUUUGGGAAUUCCCACCGCGUCUGUCUACCCGUCACUUUCUGCUUGAUAUCGCCCACACCCUGCAUCUUUUUGCACCGGGUCCAACCAAGAACCUUUGACUCGUUUCGCAGUACCUAAACGUCGAGUACCGCAAACAUGCCUCCCAAGAAGAAGGGGAACAAGGCUCGCGCCAACGAUGACUGGGAGAAUGAGCUCGGCGAGACCAUCGCCCCCGCCGCCGCCACUCUAGAAGCUGAUGCCGAAAAGCCAGCCGAGGAGGAAGAUGAGACCCCCGGCGGUCUCAUGGCCACCAUGCGCAAGAACAGAGAGAAGAGAAAGAAGAAGGGCAUCGAGGAGCCCCCCGCCGCUCCCGAGCCUGAGGUCGAGGCCGAACCUUCGCCCAGCCUCGCUGAGAAGGCUCCCGAGGAAGCCACUAUGGAAGACGAGUUCGCUCUGCCCCAGAAGAAAGGCAAGGGUGGCAAGGGCAAGCAGGCUCCCGCAGCCACCGCCGCCCCCGCUGCCGAUGACGAGGGGGAUGGCCCCGGUCGCGUCCUGACCAAGGCCGAAAAGGAGAAGUUGAAGAAGGAGAGGGAGAAGCAGCGUAAGAAGGAGCAGGCUGCGAAGAAGAAGACCACUGCCCCUGCCGCAAAGGCUGAACCUGCUAAGGCAGCUCCCGAGAAGAAGGACUCCCCGACGCCCGCCGCCGACGCCGUUGCUCCCCCGCCUGCCGAAGAGAAGGGUGGUAAGAAGAAGAAGAUUCCCGCUGCCCUCGCUGCGCUCCAGAAACAGCAGGAGGAGCUUCGUCGCCAGCAAGAAGAACAGGCUCGCUUCGCCGAAGAGGAGAAGAAGAGAAUCGAGGAGGAGGAGCGCGCCGCCAAUGAGGAAAACAAGCGCAGAGAGGAGGCCAAGGCUCUUAAGAAACAAAAAGAAAAGGAGAAGAUCGAACAACUAAAGAAGGAGGGCAAGUUCAUGACCAAGGCCCAGAAAGAGGAAAAGGCUCGCAACGAGCGUAAGCUUCAGCAGAUGCUUGCUGCCGGUAUCAAGGUUGGUCCCGCCGACGAGGGCGAGGGCGAUAAGAAGAAGAAGGUCACCUACGACAACAAGAAGAAGGGAGGCCGCAAGGCGCAAGACAAGAUCGACGAAGAAAGGGCCCUUGCUGAGGCUGCCGAGCGCGCCAGAAAGGAGGCCGAACGUCUCCACAAGGAGGCAGAAGAGAAGGCGGCCAAGGAAAAGGCAGAGGCUGAAGCUGCCGCCGCCAAGAAGAAGGCCGCUGAAGCCAGUGACUUGGAAGACGACUGGGAGGCUGCCGCCGCUUCUGACGAGGAGGACGUCAAGGACAGCUGGGAUGCCGACAGCGACGAAGAGCAAGAAAAGAAGGCGAAGGCGGCCAACGGCAAACCCGAGAAGCCCAGUCAGAAGGACGAGGAUGAGGGCGAUGAUGAGGAGGACGACUCCGACUCCGACUCUGAUUCCGACGACUCUGAAGAAGAUGAGAAGGAGACAGCAGCUCGCCAAGCCGAGCUUCAGCGCAAGAGGGAGGCCGCGGAACGUCGCGAGAAGGCUCACCAGGCCGCGCUGGCAGCGAGAUCCAAAGACAACCUCCGAUCUCCCAUUUGCUGUAUUCUGGGCCACGUCGAUACCGGAAAGACGAAGCUUCUCGACAAGAUCCGUCAGACCAACGUGCAAGAGGGCGAAGCUGGUGGUAUUACUCAACAGAUUGGUGCCACCUACUUCCCUGUUGAGGCCAUCAAGCAGAAGGUAGCCGUCGUCAACACCGACGGCUCCUUCGAGUUCAAGGUCCCCGGACUGCUGGUCAUUGAUACCCCUGGCCACGAGUCCUUCUCCAACUUGCGUUCUCGUGGUUCAUCGCUCUGCAACAUCGCCAUUCUUGUCGUCGAUAUCAUGCACGGCCUCGAGCCGCAAACCUUGGAGUCGAUGAGAAUGCUUCGUGACAGGAAGACCCCCUUCGUUGUCGCUCUCAACAAGAUCGAUCGUCUGUACGGCUGGAAGAAGGUCGACAACAAUGGUUUCCAAGAGAGUUUGGCUCUGCAGCCCAGAGGUGUGCAGAACGAGUUCAAGAACCGCCUGGAGCAGACCAAGCUCGCCUUUGCCGAGCAGGGUUUCAACGCCGAGCUCUUCUACGAGAACAAGUCUAUGGCCAAGAACGUCUCCCUCAUCCCCACCUCUGCCCACACCGGCGAGGGUAUCCCCGACAUGCUGAAGCUCAUCAUCCAGCUCACCCAGGAGCGCAUGGUUGGAUCCCUCAUGUAUCUUUCCGAGGUCCAGGCUACAGUCCUUGAGGUCAAGGCCAUUGAAGGUUUCGGCAUGACUGUCGAUGUCGUCUUGUCCAACGGUAUCUUACGCGAGGGUGACAGGAUCGUCUUGUGCGGUGUGGAAGGCGCCAUCUGCACAAACAUUCGUGCCUUGUUGACGCCGGCACCGAUGCGUGAACUGCGUCUCAAGUCGGCGUAUGUGCACAACAAGGAGGUCAAGGCCGCUUUGGGUGUCAAGAUCAGUGCCCCUGGUCUUGAGGGUGCCAUUGCCGGUUCUCGUAUGUUGGUCGUCGGCCCCGACGACGACGAGGACGACAUCAUCGACGAGGUCGAGUCUGAUCUCGCCACCUUGUUCAACCGUGUCGAGAAGACCGGCCGUGGUGUCAGUGUCCAGGCGUCCACCCUCGGUUCCCUCGAGGCGCUGUUGGACUUCCUCAAGGAUUGCAAGAUCCCCGUCGCCAACGUCGGCAUCGGCCCUGUUUACAAGCGUGAUGUCAUGCAAGCCGGUAUCAUGCUUGAGAAGGCAGCCGACUUCGCCGUCAUGCUUUGCUUCGAUGUCAAGGUCGACAAGGAAGCGCAGCAGUACGCAGACGACGUCGGCGUCAAGAUCUUUACGGCAGACAUUAUCUACCAUCUCUUCGACGCCUUUACCAAGCAUAUGGCUGAGCUCUUGGAGAAGAAGAAGGAGGAGUCUAAGAUGCUGGCUGUCUUCCCCUGCGUGCUCAACACCGUUGCUGUUUUCAACAAGACCAACCCCAUUGUCGUCGGUGUCGACGUCGUCGAGGGUCAGCUGAAGAUCAACACGCCGAUUGCUGUAGUCAAAAACAACGCCGUUACAGGUUUGAAGGAAGUUAUCAACCUUGGCAGAGUCACUUCAAUUGAGCGUGACCACAAGCAAAUUCCCGUCUGCAAGAGGGGCCAGCCCUCGGUCGCUGUCAAGAUCGAGAUGGGCGGCCACCAGCCGACGUACGGCCGCCAGCUCGAGGAGUCGGACACGCUGUACAGUCUCAUCUCGCGUGCCUCCAUCGACACUCUCAAGGAGUUCUACCGCAAAGACGUCAGCAACGACGAGUGGCAGCUCAUCAUCAAGCUCAAGCCCCUCUUCGACAUCCACUAAAUACAACCCCUCCCCCCUUACCCAUCUCGCCCCUUCCUUUUGGGAGCAGGGCCAUGGUCUGACUGUUCAAGUCGAACGAUGAGCAAGAGGGUUUGUGAGAGUGUUUUAAUUUUGCAUGAGAAAGAGAGAUGGAGAGCUAUGUUUCUAGAAACGAGGGAAUGGGAAAGGAGGAAAGGAAACCCGGAUUGGUUGUGGCAUGGGGGAAGGGAUUGAUGAUGGACGAGUCAAGAAGAAAAGAACCUUGUUUUUGUGUACGAUCAUCUCCCCGCCAUCUCCCUGCAUCGUUUCUUUCCAGGUCUCUUCCCUAAAAGCAAUUAUUUCAUAUUGAAAUCUCAAUCGUAACAAAAGUCACCAGAUCGGGUAGGACCCAAUGAAAUGGGUCACGAGAGAUCCAGUGUCAGGUUCUGGAAGAAGAAAAUGAACCUUUCGGUAUUGACGUAUCGAGCCAUGACAAGAUCUAGCUGGGUCAAUUAUGCCAAUAAAAACAAGGGGGGAGCUGUUUAGCAU